AUAGUUUGGCAAUGACUGAGGAUUUAUCCUACAAAAGCACCUAUUAUCAUUCUCUAAAAUUUUUUUAUCCAAUCUCUAUCUUUUUAGAUUCUACAUAGACUUGUCAUGGAUCUUUUCUACGUGUAUCGGAUUAAUACUUUUCCUUGUUGAAAUUGGCAUCAUAUUUUUUGUUAAAUUUAUAUCUGUUGAAUACGAGAUGGCUGGCUACAUCACAACAGCAAUGCUUAUACCUGUUGUCAUUGUAUUCGUUGUGUUUUCGUACUUGAUACACAAGAGCAGAGUGUCGUUCACGUUAGGACGAUUUAAAGAUAAGAUCUAA
Strongylus vulgaris is the source of this 319-nucleotide messenger RNA. The record is from the annotation of a GenBank genome assembly. NCBI's taxonomy places the organism in Eukaryota, Metazoa, Nematoda, Chromadorea, Rhabditida, Strongylidae.